Molecule: messenger RNA, 3102 nt
Organism: Gadus morhua (Atlantic cod)
Lineage: Eukaryota; Metazoa; Chordata; Actinopteri; Gadiformes; Gadidae
Product: solute carrier family 22 member 13
Exons: 9
Coding region: 525-2015 (496 amino acids)
Biological process (GO): transmembrane transport
Molecular function (GO): transmembrane transporter activity
Source: RefSeq, a predicted model, not a curated record
GCCGCUGGGGGGCGCCAGCCUGUUGCCGGCACACAGACGCUAAACUUACUCUAGCAGGCAGACAGACAGGCACUACACUUCUCUAGACGACAGACAAGCAAAGUUUCUGACAGGAGAAGAGACAGACAGACUGACAGGUAACGACACGGACCGGAAUGCAGACGGAUAGGAGGAACGAUUUCGACAGACAGGUAUAGAGACGGACAGGCAGCGUAAAGCCCUCAAUGACAACAGCAGCUGCGAGUCAAACCGGGACAGACCGGGUCUAGUAAGGACAGAACGGGAUCAGAGAGGCGGUCAGACCGGGACCAGAGAGGACGGACCGGGUCCAGAGAGGCGGUCAGACCGGGACCAGAGAGGACAGAACGGGAUCAGAGAGGCGGUCAGACCGGCACCAGAGAGGACGGACCGGGACCAGAGAGGACGGACCGGGUCCAGAGAGGCGGUCAGACCGGGACCAGAGUGCUGGUCAGACGGGGACCAGUGAGGACGGAACGGCGGACAGCGGGGCACAGGGCGGACGCAUGGAGACUCUCCGUUGGAAGGGCUGCGGGUUCGAGACCCGCCUGUCCGGGCUGCAGAUCGCGGUGUACUGGCGCCUCUGCCUCCUACUCUUCCUCAACUCCUUCCUCUUCUUCCUCGACCUCUACACCACGUGCACCAGCCGGCACGCGGACCACCGGACGGACAACCGGACCGCACCGGAGGACAACCGGACGGGACCGGAGCACGGAGGACCGACCGGGAGCAGCGAGUCGGAGUGUGUGUGGUUAUCCUACGGACAGACUCUCUACAUUAUUGGACUCCUGCUGGGAUCACUGUUUGGUGGUGCGCCGUCGGACUGGUACGGCCGCCGCGUGGUGCUCCAGGUGUGUGUGUCUGUCCAUGCGGUGUGUGCCGUGCUGCCAGCUGCUCUUCAUCACCCCCUCUUCUUCAUCACCCUGCGCUGCCUGACAGGAGUCUGCAGCAGCCUGACACACAGCAGCGCCUUCAGCCUGGCCGUGGAGUGGAGCGUGCCGGCCUGCCGGGCCUGGCCUCCCGCCCUGUUGGGCCUCUCCUUCAGCCUGGGCAUGGUAGUGCAGGCACCGCUGGCCUACGCCUGCUGCUCCUGGGCCGCGCUGCACCUCGCCCUGGGCCUGCCCCAGAUCCUCUUCCUGCCAAUCCUCAUUUCUCUUCCAGAGUCCCCAUGCUGGUUGUUGUUGAAAAAAAGAACGUCUGUUUUGGAUCAAUAUCGUAAACAAGACCCGGAGUACAUGCAGCAGUUAUUAAACUCAACAGGUGAGGAGGAGAGGGCGGAGCCGGCGGAGGGGGCGGAGCCGGCGGAGGCGGGGCCUGGGGGUCUCUUUGACCUCACUCACCUGAGACACCCCACCGUGAUGCUGAGGCUGGCCGUCAUGAGCUACCUGGGGCUGACCACUGCGCUGACGUACUACGGUAUCUCUCUCAACAUCGGCUCGUUCGGCGUGGACGUUUACCGCGCCCAGUUCUUCUCCGGCCUAUCAGAGACGCCGUGCGUCCUCCUGCCCUUCCUAUUGGCUCGCUGCGGGCGCCGCACCGUGAGCAUGCUCACAAUGUUCCUGAGCGGCCUGGCCUGCCUCCUGUCGCUGGUGGCCUCGCAGAUCUACCGUGAUGCGGUCUGGGGAAUGAGUCUUGCUCUCUUGGGAAAGUUCUGCAUGCUGACCAACAUGUUCGUCUCCCUACUCUACAGCAUCGAACUGUUUCCUACCAUCACCAGACAGAGGUGCCUGGCCCUGGUCAACGUGUUCUACCGUGCCGGCUCCGUCUUCAACACGCUGCUCGACUUCAGCGCCGGCAUCCCAUUGGCUGCCAUGAUUAUCUACGGCUGUGGACCAAUCAUAGGCAGCCUUUUCUGCCUGCUGCUACCGGAGACCAGCCAAGGGCCGCUCCCUGAUUCGCUGGAGGACUGUGAGAGACAGUCGAGGGUCCGCCUUAACCAGGUUAAGACUCACCUCAACCAGGUUAAGACUCACCUUAACCAGGUAGACUCACCCUAACCAGGUUAAGACUCACCUCAACCAGGUUAAGACUCACCUUAACCAGGUAAGACUCACCUUAACCAGGUUAAGACUCACCCUAACCAGGUUAAGACUCACCUCAACCAGGUUAAGACUCACCUUAACCAGGUAGACUCACCUUGACCAAGUUAAGACUCAGCUUAACAAGGUUAAGACUCAAUUUAACCAGGUAGACACACCUUAACCAGGUUAAGACUCAACUCAAACAGGUUAAGACUGACCUUAACCAGGUAGACUCACCUUGACCAGGUUAAGACUCAACUCAACCAGGUUAAGACUCAGCGUAACCAGGUAGACUCACCUUAACCAGGUUAAGACUCACCUUUACCAGGUUAAGACUCAGCUUAACCAGGUUAAGACUCACCUUUACCAGGUUAAGACUCAGCUUCACCAGGUAGACUCACCUUAACCAGAUUAAGACUCGGCUUAACCAGGUUAAGACUCAGCUUAACUAGGUAGACACACCUUAACCAGGUUAAGACUCAGCUUAACCAGGUAGCCUCACCUUAACCAGGUAGACUCACCUUGACUCACCUUAACCAGGUAGACUCACCUUGACCACCAUCUUGAAGACCAAUCAACCAGCAGUUUUCCUUGAAGUGUGUUUGUGUUCAGAGCAGUAUCGACCAAUCACGUUUGAGUUUUUUUUUGUGGUUUUGAUUGAUUAGACUUUAAGUUAUUCUGGUGUUCAGUGUUUAAGUUUGUUUUUGUUAUGCAGGUUAGUUAUGGUUCGCUUAGUGGAAACAUUUCUUCUUCUCUUUCAUCACGUUAUAUUGUACUUUAAUGGAACAUUGAUAACUUUACUAUAUUUACCAUGUUGUUCUGUUACGUUAAUAUAUACAAUGUUGGAAUCUGUUAACAUUAACGUAUAUACAAUGUUGGACUCUGUUAACAUUAAUAUAUUGACUAUGUUGGACUCUGUUAACAUUAAUACAUACACAAUGUUGGGCUCUGUUAACAUUCAUAUAUUUACUAUAUUGGACUCUUAACUUUAAUGUUUACUAGCUUAACGUUCAUAUAUUUACUAUGUUGGACUGUCUUAAUAUUAAUAAUAUAUUUAUUAUUA